This is a messenger RNA of Mercurialis annua (annual mercury), 1903 nucleotides long. Its product is annotated as serine carboxypeptidase 1-like. Gene Ontology annotation, biological process: proteolysis; secondary metabolic process. Bases 185 to 1666 code for a protein of 493 amino acids. The transcript is spliced from 14 exons. The record is from RefSeq and is a predicted model, not a curated record. Lineage: Eukaryota; Viridiplantae; Streptophyta; Magnoliopsida; Malpighiales; Euphorbiaceae. Gene Ontology annotation, molecular function: serine-type carboxypeptidase activity; acyltransferase activity, transferring groups other than amino-acyl groups.
AAAAUAGAAGUAGGUUUGUAGUAAAUUCAGAGUUAAAAGGGUAUUUAGUCCGAACUGAAAAAAAAAAAAAACGAAUCCGCAACCACCUUUAAUACAAAUACUUUUAGGUGUAUAUAUAUAUUUGGAGAUUGUUGGGUUGUAAGGGAAUUUUCAGGUUGAGGUAGUAGCUAUAGGUAGUGUGAGAAUGGCGAUGAAUUCGAACUUUUUCUUAUUAGGUAUAACAAUAUAUUGCAUGGUUUUAAAGUUUGGCUUCAUUAAAGCAGCUCCACGAGGUUCACUCAUCACCUCCAUUCCUGGUUUCUCUGCCAAUUUCCCAUCAAAACACUACUCAGGAUAUGUGAGCUUUGAUAAGAAAAAUCUGUUCUAUUACUUCGUUGUUUCUGAGAGAAAUCCAUCGAAAGAUCCGGUUGUUUUGUGGCUAAAUGGUGGACCUGGCUGCUCGAGCUUUGAUGGCUUCGUUUAUGAACAUGGACCAUUUAACUUUGAAGAAGGGAAGCCAAAAGGAAGUCUACCCAAAUUGCAUCUCAAUCCAUAUAGCUGGUCCAAGGUUUCAAAUAUUAUUUAUUUGGACUCUCCUUGUGGAGUGGGUCUCUCUUAUUCCAAUGACACAAGCAAAUACACAAAUAGUGACUUCGGAACUGCAGCUGAUAGCCAUACAUUUCUUCUUAAGUGGUUUGAAUUAUACCCAGAAUUUGUUAGCAAUCCAUUUUACAUAUCUGGAGAGUCUUAUGCUGGAGUUUAUGUGCCUAUGCUUGCUUCUCAAGUAGCCCAAGGAAUUAAAUAUGGACAAAAACCUAUUCUCAAUUUCAAGGGUUACUUGGUAGGUAAUGGAGCAACAGACAAUAAAUUUGAUGGCGCCAAUGCUCUUAUCCCUUUUGCUCAUGGGAUGGGACUUAUCUCUAAUGAUAUUUUUGAGGAAAUUCAAAAUACUUGCAAAGGAAAUUAUAUUAAUCGCACUAGUUACUGUGAUUCAAGCCUCGACAAACUAGAGAGGUGUUUAACCGGCCUGAACAUUUACGACAUUCUUGAGGCGUGCUACCAUGACCUGGGAUCGCAACAAAGCAAAACAAAUUCAAGCUUGCCGGAAAGCUUCAAGCAAUUAGGGUUUUCUGAAAAACCUCUCCAGGUUAGAAACAGAAUGUUCGGUCGCGCUUGGCCUCUUUGGAAGCUAGAAAAAGAUGGCAAAUUUCCCAUGUGGCAUGAACUUGCAUUGCAAGGCAAUGUCCCUUGCUUCAAUGAUAAAAUAGCGACUACGUGGUUAAACGAUGAAUCAGUUAGAAAAGCACUUCAUGCAGAGCCAAAAUCAAUUGCGGGACCUUGGGAGCUAUGUUCCAGCAGAAUCGCUUACGAAUUCGGAGCUGAUAGUAUGGUACCUUAUCACAAGAACUUAACAACUCAAGGAUAUCGUGCACUCAUAUACAGUGGAGACCAUGAUAUGUGUGUGCCAUUUACUGGGAGUCAAGCAUGGACUAGGUCACUUGGAUAUAAGAUAGUUGAUGAAUGGAGACCAUGGAUCUCCAUGGGUCAAGUUGCUGGGUACUUGCAAGGCUAUGACAAGAAUCUCAUAUUUCUGACCAUCAAGGGAGCAGGGCAUACGGUUCCUGAAUAUAAACCACACGAGGCUUUGGAUUUCUAUACCCGUUGGUUAGAUGGGAAAUCAAUCUAACCAAACCGAGAGCGAACAAAAUUGCUUAAUGUUUUAUUGAGUACCAACUUGAUUUUCAUCUUGUUCUGUCAGUAAAAUGGAAGAAAUAUAGUUCCAUUUAUUUAAAUACAGAAAGGAAAAGGAAAAGGAAAAGGAAAAUGAACUGUUCUUAUAAGAAAUACUAAGUGAGCAGAGCAACUAUUUUUCUCCAAAAUAACACGUUCAUCUGCCUGACAUUUUUCAGCUGUUGCACAGAAA